GCAUACCCGGCUAUCCCCUCGCAGAGCGGGUCGAUCGUUAACGCGUAGCACCACGGCCAUUGUGUAAAAAGAAUCCACGACGCUCGGUUAGUGUACGCUGAGGACGGGACGUGUAGUUUUCCAAGGUUUCCUCGUGUGAUAUUUAGACUGUGCCAAUAGAGAAAAGAGGAAACUGUAAGAAAAAAUGGAAGACGACCAGCAGUUCUGCCUUAGGUGGAAUAAUCAUCAAAGUACGCUCAUACAGAAUUUCGACACGCUUCUCGAAAGCGGGACGCUGGUUGAUUGCACUCUCGCGGCGGAGGGGAAAUACUUAAAGGCCCAUAAGGUAGUUCUUUCCGCGUGCAGUCCCUAUUUUGAGGGCCUCCUCAGCGAACACUAUGACAAGCAUCCUGUUUUCAUAUUAAAAGAUGUUAAGUUCAAAGAAUUAAAAGCGAUGAUGGACUACAUGUACAGGGGAGAAGUAAACAUCUCCCAAGACCAAUUGGCAGCACUUCUUAAGGCCGCGGAAUCUCUACAGAUAAAGGGUCUCUCAGAAAGUAAAACAGGUGGUAGCAGUAAGACGGACACGAGACAACAGAAGGUCGUCCCGCAAGCAACAGCCCCGUCGUUAGACAUUCCACAUGCGUCUUCCGGUCUUACAAUAGAAAAGAACAAAGUUCCUAGGCAGGCGGUUCCUCCUAUGGCACAAGGUUCCGUAGGGGACCUGCUUGAAGAGUCGAGCAGUCCCCAACUACCUAAGGGUCUCUCCUCAAGAGAGGGCUCGCAAAGUCCAACUUCAAGAAAAAGAAAGAGGUUUAGAAGAAGAAGCGUCGGUGAAGAUACUAUAGAAAAUCACGAAGCCUCGAAUUCCAGCGACAUGCCCCAGCAAAUGGGCGUUCCUGCGUUAGGAAUCGCGCCCGUUGCUGACGAAAAAGUGCACGCAGACCCCACAGACACGCUUGGCAGGUCAGCUUUAAUGACACAGCUGACGAAACCAGCGGACGAGAUGUUACAGCUACCCUUGGAAAAGCCUGAGCCAAAUGAUAAUCUGAUCGAACCAAAAUCUGAGUAUCUCGAAGACCCGGAGGAGAGCGUCGAAGACCUGACACUAGAUGACGAUAUGAAUGACCUAAACGAAAUGGAACAGGAUAAUAACAGAGCGGGACCGUCCCACGACCCCUCCCAACAUCCUGCAGGUAUAGGUGCGUGGCACGUUACCGGCGAUCGGAGUAACGCGGGAGGAGUUGUGGGCUCGGUGGCAGGAGCUCCAGGAACGACAGACGAAGUCUUUCUUGCAGCCCAGGAGGCCGCCCAGGCCCAUCGCGAUUCUCAAGGGUUCUCCCUGUCAGAUUAUCCGUGCACGGUGCCCAUCGGUAAAAGACGUCGGAGUUAUCAAAAAACCGGACUCCUCGGUAACGGCGAGAAGCAAAAGUUCCCGUGUCCCACGUGUCCGAGCGUCUUCAGUCACAAGAACAAUCUCUACUAUCACUCCAAGUUCGAAUGCGGUCAAUUACCGCGAUUCAGCUGCCCUUACUGUCCUCACAGGACGAGACACGUGUCUAACGUGCGUGCACACGUGCGCAGAAGACAUCCCGGUAACAACGUAUACGCUAUCGACGUCUGUAAGGUGGAAGGAUAAUCCUGUUGAAUAGGUGUCGAGAUUCUCUCAACUUCAACGAGGAAAAGCUCGCUCGAUUUGUAUGGUUGUACGCCGAAAAUGGCGUCCGCACUUAGCGUAACCCCGUGUCCUUUCGGACGUGGCGACGGCUGACAACGUAUACCCAUAAGUUGAUCGAAUGUAUCCUUAGAGUAUCGCUGUGUAAUCUUAGAAAUUCUCCUUCUGUAUUGUACAGUGUAGGGUAGCGUCGUCGAGAUUUGUAAUUGCUCCAACGCGCGUAGGACAAGUUUAAAUACAAAAAUGUAUUCGUUAACGAAGACUGUGGCAAUCGGCCGCCACGGUUGGAUUCAUGAAUCGCUAAGAGGCGUAGAACAGACGAUCAAGGGAUUAAUCUGUCUUAACUGUCGACGAUUACCUCUCCCCUCGAAUCCCUUAAUCCGCGAUACUACGCUCGCAUUUUUCGAAAGACUUUACUGCAACUUAUUUAAAACAAAAAGGAACUUAACGUAACGUUCGAGAGGACAUAGAAAACUGGAUAGGAGUGUUUCAUUUUUCUUUUUUUGUACUUUGAUAAGAAGACCAGGUAUCGUGUAUGCGGUAGCGAGGUACCUUCGACGCAUAAGAAUAAUAAGUGACACUCUUCCUUUGUACCCAAGAUCUCGCAAUAAACGUGGAAAGUACGAAAACAAGUAUAUUUGCGCGUGCACGCCAAGUUCUUAUCACUAGACUUGACCAGUUUGUUUGUAGAAAAACUGCGUUGUUUUGUAAGAGAUCCCGUAACCCAGUUACGGCUGACGUCCUUCUAAAUGUACGGAAGGCCCGGUUUAGGAACGAUGCCGAUAUCUCAUAGCUUUUGAUCGAUUAGACUGCGUCGCAAAGAACGUUCAGCCUUAUCUGGGUUAAUUCCAUUCACCCGCAGAACGAUCGAGAAACGCGGGCGUCUCGAGAAGAGUUUUGCUGGCGUAAUGAAAACGGUAUCGCUUUAAACAGCACUGUCGAUGUUUA
Hylaeus anthracinus is the source of this 2602-nucleotide messenger RNA. RefSeq names its product longitudinals lacking protein-like. The record is from RefSeq and is a predicted model, not a curated record. Bases 185 to 1618 code for a protein of 477 amino acids. NCBI's taxonomy places the organism in Eukaryota, Metazoa, Arthropoda, Insecta, Hymenoptera, Colletidae. Gene Ontology annotation, molecular function: protein binding. The transcript is spliced from 7 exons. Gene Ontology annotation, cellular component: nucleus. Gene Ontology annotation, biological process: regulation of transcription by RNA polymerase II.